UAAAGUUUGGAAUCAUGUUUCUGAAGAACCAUCCUGGACAUUUUUAUCAGAUAAACAAAUAAGAAAACUGUUCGUUUUUCAAAGUACAGAUUACAUAGCUGUUCAACUCUGCUGUGUCCAUAUCCUUCUAAUCAGAAUGAGAGUUUUUAUUAUCUUGGCUGCUUUAUUUGCGGCCUCAAUGGCCCAAUUACCAUUGUUUGAACCGCCUAAGACCCACUCUGAAAUCAUGCACAUAAUCGAGCAACAUUAUCUCAAUAGCGUUGGCUCAGACCAUCUAAGUCUUUUGGGCAAGCGUUCGGAAGCUGAUAAAAGAAAUAUCUUCGAUGGCAUCAAGAAGGCUUUGUCUUCUGUGGGAAAUUUUUUCAAGAACCAUGAAGGUGACCUUUUGAAAGCCGCUGAAUCUCUACUGCCAUCUAUUCCCGUUCUCUUGGGAAAGAAAAGUGUUCAAGAUCCAUUACCAAAAUUCAUUACCGAUCUUAUGGCAAUAUUAGAGAAAGAAAAGGAAGUUCUUAAAAAAUUCGGCGAAAGCGCCGAUGAGUCUUUCCCAGAAUUUGUUGAUAAAGUAAACUACUUGGACAGAUUCACCCACACAACUAACCCUAAUGGUUUGGUACGAAGAGGAUUUUUUGACAAUAUUUUGAGUGGUCUUAAGACAUCUGCUGAAUACGUUGCCAGUCAUAUUGGUCAAAUCGCUACCACUGCUGUAACAACUCUCCUACCAACAGCUGUUUCUCUUUUGGGAAAACGAUCUGGUAUCACCGAUAUCCCCGCCCAGUUUGGUGAAUUUGUUAAACAUGGUGUUAUGCAACUUUUCGAAAAGAUCGAAGCGGCUUAUAAGGGAGCUAUGCAGUUAUCCAACCAUUUAUUGAUCAACUUGAAAGAAGGAAUCAAGAGUAUGAUUGAUGGUGGUGAUAUCAAAACUGUUGCCCAAAAAGUUAUUGCCGACCUCACUGCUGAUGUUCAUGCUAUGUUCUCAAAGAACCUUUUUGUUAUUGAUCUUGAAAAGAUGGUUGAAAAUCUGGUUCCUGAAGCUGCUAAAAUGCUGACCCACAUCAACAAGAGAUUUCUUUUAGAUGAUUUAGUUAAUGGAGUCAAAGAUAGCAUCGGUGAUGUUGUUGGUAUGUUAACUAAUGGAUUUGGUGGUUUGAAACAAUUCUUUUCUGGAAUCGUCCAGACAGCUAACAACGCCUUGGCGCCAUCCCUCACCAAUGUCAAGGCCCUUGCCACCACCUUUUUGUCUCACGCUACCCAGGUAACAGCUAAUAUUGCUGCCGAAGCUUUGAAAUUCUUCAAACCAUUCGCCAGUGCCCUGGGUCCAUUAUGGAACCAAAUCAAUGGUCUUGUUACUCCCCUUUUACAAGCUUCCCAAUAAUUUAAGAAGUUAAUGGAAAUAAAAUACUAAAACACAAA
Patella vulgata (common limpet) is the source of this 1410-nucleotide messenger RNA. RefSeq lists its product as uncharacterized. Bases 137 to 1372 code for a protein of 411 amino acids. Lineage: Eukaryota; Metazoa; Mollusca; Gastropoda; Patellidae. The transcript is spliced from 15 exons. The record is from RefSeq and is a predicted model, not a curated record.